Messenger RNA from Nerophis lumbriciformis (worm pipefish), 1328 nucleotides. It is a transcript of the gene rab21, whose product is annotated as RAB21, member RAS oncogene family. Lineage: Eukaryota; Metazoa; Chordata; Actinopteri; Syngnathiformes; Syngnathidae. Gene Ontology annotation, biological process: Rab protein signal transduction. Gene Ontology annotation, molecular function: GTPase activity; GTP binding. The record is from RefSeq and is a predicted model, not a curated record.
UAGACGAUCUCUGGUGCUAGCCGGCUAACUGGAGCUAAGUCAAAGAGACGCCAUUCGUUGGUGAAAAUCAGCCGCUCACGUCAGACUGACGACAACACCACCUGGCUUUGAGUGUACGUUCUACAUGUCUAUUUUUGUAUUCCACCUCAGGUGUCGACGCGUGUUUCUUCAUUUCUCGGCUAUUUCCCCCCCGAGCUCGGGCGUGCUGAUGUGAGCGACGCAGGAGGCGCCUUAGCGUUAGCAUUAGCAGCUAGCUUGUUGUGACACAGCGAGUGGCCGCCAUGGCGGCAGCGGGCAGCGGCAAAAGCUUCUCCUUCAAGGUGGUGCUGCUGGGGGAAGGCUGCGUGGGCAAGACGUCCAUGGUGCUGCGAUACUGCGAGAACAAAUUCAACGACAAACACAUUACGACUCUACAGGCGUCCUUCCUUAAUAAGAAGCUGAACAUAACAGGAAAGAGGGUCAAUCUGGCCAUCUGGGACACAGCGGGUCAGGAACGCUUCCAUGCGCUAGGUCCAAUCUACUACAGAGACUCCAAUGGAGCCGUGCUUGUCUAUGACGUCACCGAUGAAGAAUCUUUCCAAAAGGUGAAGAGCUGGGUGAAGGAACUGAGGAAGAUGCUGGGCAAUGACAUUUGUUUAUGUAUAGUAGGUAAUAAAAUCGAUUUGGACAAAGACAGGAAUGUUUCUACAGAGGAUGCAGAGAGCUACGCGACGUCAGUGGGGGCCAAACACUACCAGACGUCAGCCAAGCUCAACCAAGGCAUUGAGGAGCUCUUCUUGGACUUGUGUAAAAGAAUGAUGGAGGCGGCUCAGGCUGAUGAGAGGUCGAAAGGCAAUGGAGGCAACCAGGCAGCGUCGAGUAGACGAGGUGUACAAAUUGUUGAUGAUGAGCCACAAGCCACACCCACUGGAGGAUGCUGCUCAUCCGGCUGACACACACAUUGUUCCAUGGGAAGUCUUAUUUAAUGAGUUAAGUCGUUAUUGUUCUCUUCAAAGUAAAAGUAGUAACAGCUGUCUCAUGGCCUGCAUUAUGACAUCACUUCCCGUCUGGGAUUUCCCGCUUUGCUGAUCGAUUGUCUUCGACAGCUUCCUCCUCUGCAUUUUAAACCUCUUGAUUGAAAAGAAAAGUUGCAUAUUUUCAUUUAACCGACAAUAAGCCACUGAGGCCAUUUUUCCACGUUCCUGCUGACCUGCAGAAAUCACCAAUGGCGGCCUCACAUCUUAACAUGUGGACAUGUGUAUGCUUGAUUCUGUAACGGGCUUUCUUCUAUCAGACUUUUUCAGAGAUAAUUAUUCAGCUGUUUAAUAAACUGUAAUUGGGGAAAUGUC